This is a messenger RNA of Rhincodon typus (whale shark), 6212 nucleotides long. RefSeq names its product nuclear factor I/Xb (gene nfixb). Lineage: Eukaryota; Metazoa; Chordata; Chondrichthyes; Orectolobiformes; Rhincodontidae. Gene Ontology annotation, molecular function: RNA polymerase II cis-regulatory region sequence-specific DNA binding; DNA-binding transcription factor activity, RNA polymerase II-specific. Gene Ontology annotation, cellular component: nucleus. The record is from RefSeq and is a predicted model, not a curated record. Gene Ontology annotation, biological process: regulation of transcription by RNA polymerase II. The transcript has 14 exons. The coding region runs from base 547 to 2079 and encodes 510 amino acids.
UCUCCGUCCUUCCUGUUAAAAUGAGCUCCAGUUUAUUGGACAAUUUAACAGCAGAUUUAUGAGCAGCCAGUAAUGAGGAAUAUUGAUACCACAGUCCGGCCGAUUAGUCCCUGACAGUGGGAAACAGGCGAAAGAUUUAAUCGUGGGAUUAUUUGAGAACUUCAGAUUUAAUCUGAUACUUCAGUCUUUCCAAUAACUGAAUAUUUCCCUAGUCUUGUUUCUCCGGUAUCUGGCAAUGAAGGAGAGGGUGUUUUUGGAAUUAACGAGACGACUCUCGGGUUAAUACUUUGGAACAAAAAAACACAGUAAUGACGGGGGAAAUCUGUCCUUCUCAGAGAAUCGAAGCUGUACACAUGGACUUGCCUCUCGGACUAGGAGUUUCCUGGAUCUGCGGCUUGCAGUGGAAGUGAUACAGUGAUUUCUGGCAAAUUUCCCCACACCACAAUGAAGUUCAAGGCCGGGGUUACAGUUCAGGAUGGAAAAUAGACUCCUGCACAGAGUCUGAAACCGGCUUUCUAACACAACUCAUUCUACACCGCAGUAACUAUGUACUCCCCGCUCUGCCUGACUCAGGAUGAAUUUCAUCCCUUUAUCGAAGCACUUCUCCCUCAUGUCCGUGCUUUCUCCUACACAUGGUUCAACCUGCAGGCUCGCAAGCGCAAAUACUUUAAAAAGCAUGAGAAACGCAUGUCCAAGGACGAAGAGAGGGUGGUCAAGGAUGAACUCCUUGGAGAGAAGCCUGAAAUCAAACAGAAGUGGGCGUCUCGGCUCUUGGCAAAACUGCGUAAAGAUAUCCGGCCUGAAUUCCGGGAGGAUUUCGUGCUGACCAUCACGGGCAAGAAGGCUCCUUGCUGUGUCCUUUCUAACCCUGACCAGAAAGGCAAGAUUCGGCGGAUCGACUGCUUGAGGCAGGCAGACAAGGUCUGGAGGUUAGACCUGGUAAUGGUCAUAUUGUUCAAAGGGACUCCCUUAGAAAGUACUGAUGGUGAACGCCUGGUCAAAUCACCUCAGUGCAGUAACCAAGGCCUGUGCGUCCAGCCACACCACAUUGGAGUUUCUGUAAAGGAACUUGACUUAUAUUUGGCCUAUUUUGUACACAACCCAGAGUCAGGACAAUCUGAAAGCUCGAACCAGCAAGGAGACGCAGAUGUCAAACCACCACCCAAUGGGCAUUUGAAUUUCCAGGACUGUUUUAUUACAUCUGGAGUUUUUAGCGUUUCUGAACUUGUGAGAGUGUCGCAAACCCCAGUUGCUGCUGCCACGGGCCCCAGCUUCAAUCUGGCUGACCUGGAGAGUCCAGGGUACUACAGCAUUAACCAGGUUCCCCUGGGUAGGAGGACCAUCACCACCCCACCCUCCACCAGCUCCACCAAGCGACACAAAUCCAUCGAGGACAGUGAGAUGGAGAGCCCGGUGGAUGAAGUCUUUUACUCCAGUACAGGCCGAUCUCCAGCUGCGGGCAGCAGUCAGAGCGGAGGAUGGCCUAACGAUGUCGACACAGGGAUGACAUCUCCCACUUCCUUAAAGAAGUCAACGAAACACGAGUUCGGCAGCGGUACGCCUUCACAAACGGUAUCCUCGCGGAUGGCAUUCACACAUCACCCAUUGCCCGUGAUAGCAGGCACCAGACCAGGGAGCCCUCGAGGGCCGGCCUCCGCUAUCCAUUUCCCACCGUCCUCCAUCAUCCAGCAGCCAAGCCCCUACUUUACCCACCCAACCAUCCGCUACCAUCACCAUGCCAGCCAAGACCCUCUGAAGGAGUUUGUUCAGCUGAUCUGCUCCGACAGCUCCAGUCAGGCCACAGGACAGGUGGGGUACCUGAAUCCAAACGGCAGCAGCCAGGGCAAGGUUGCGGGGUCUUUUCUGCUGCCGCCACCACCCCCAAUGGCCAGACCCGUCCCCCUUGCAAUGUCUGACACAAAAUCAACCAGUGCGUCCCCAGAGGGAGGAGCCACAUCACCUACAUCACCGUCAUAUUCAACGCCCAGCUCCUCCUCUGCAAACCGGUUUGUCAGUAUUGGACCACGAGAUGGGAACUUUGUAAAUAUCCCACAGCAGUCACAGUCUUGGUUCCUCUGAUAGAUUCGAACCUGUCCCAAUGAGCAGCGACAAGACCAUCUGAUACCUUCCUUGACAGAAGUAAAAAUUGACAGAGAGAGAGAGAGAAAGAGAGAGAAAAGAGAGAGAGAGAAAGAGGGGGGAGGGAAACGACAUCAUCGCUGAACACUGGGAACAGAAACAGCAACCAUCUGAGAUGACUCAGACACGUUCGAGGAAGGAAACAAAAAUACACAAACCAGUUCAGAAUGAUCUCUCCAACCAUAUAGGAAUCGAUUUUUCCACUCAAAUUGGCACCCAAUACCGUCACACAUUGUGCAGUGUAACGUGGCUUUGAGUUUGGUGGGAGCAUUUAACGUUUGCAUUUUAUAAGGACCGUGAUUUUAACCUGUAUAGCCAGUAUUAAGAGUUAAGGGUAAAGGUUACAGUGGACUUAUAGCACGCCAGAAAGAUGGUACACAAUCAAACCCAGAAUUGACGUUUUUUUCAAAGAAAGGAAAACACACUACAAUCUGCAAUGCAAACGCGACUAUUAUCUUUAUAAGUGCCUCGUUCAGUAUACAUCAAAUGCAUUAAAGGUUGCAUAAAUGUAUUCAAAUAUUUAUAAAUAUAUAGAAACUAUACAAGAAUAGACUCAAAUAGUUAUUCCAGCCCCAAUUAUCCCACCAAAAUGUGCUACAGUCACUCAAAAUGUAGUCUACAUUGGACUGCCUUAACCAUUAAAACUAAAAGCGACCCGGAUUUUUGGCCAUUUCCCCCACACUGGGCAAUUGAGGUGAUGUCCAUCAGGGGGCAGUGAAGGUAGCCCUCUCAAUGACAUGCCCUUGAUCUCGGUGAGACUCUGGGAAAGGGGGUGGAGGGGUGGGGGUGGUUUGUCAGGAGCAGGAGCCAGCUAGUCGCAAGGACCAGUGGAGGACUCAACGGCUGUGGUUGUUGUAAGCGCUGAUCUUUCACCUUCUCCGCGUUUCCCCUUUUCUCCCCACCACCGCAAACUCUAGUAGGACACUCAACACCAAUAGUCCUUUCUGCUCCCCCCACCCUACCUAACUGCAUCACCUUCACUGCCCAUGCAGGGAGAAGGAUUCCUGCUAUUUAAAGGGAGAGGGAUCAAAGAGCCUUCAAAGGGGUAAGGGGUUGGGGGGGGCGGUUGGGAAAUGAGAUCGAACACCGUGGAAGGUGUAACAAGAAAGGGAAAGGGGCAUGGAUCGAAGCAAAGGUAACAGAGAGAUCAGGCACCAGCCCCCAAGAUUGCACCCCCUCCUCAAAAUGUAACACACGGGUGUGGACGGACGGACAGGUUUUAAGCUAGCAAUCUUUUUCACCCCCUCCCCAGUGACUGUCCUUGAGUCUUUAAGGUGUAAAUGAACCUUCCACCAAAUGGAAAGCCGAGUGAUACGAGUCCACAAUGACUGGGUAACUGUACACAUGGAACUCUGUGAAGGAGACAUGCUCACUGACGGAAAUUCCGCACCCUGUCCAGGUUCGCUUACUCUGCCUCCCAAAAGGGUCGCUCGUAUUAUCCACCCCCGACCUGAUGUCGGAACAGAGAGGGAUAUGAAGACAUGUCCAACAGAAUGGGGAGGGGGUGGGGUGGCUAAAGAAGGAGCGAGUGGGACACAGAGAGAGAAGGGAACGGGUGUGUUGGCUUUAUACAAGGUCCGAUUCCCCAGCGCCGCCUGACGUUGUAUCCACAGCAGGGAGAACCAACCUGGAGCUGAUGUGUGUCCUUCCCAAGGUACAGUCUACCCUCAACUGCAUAGUAUAGACUCCAUAGCAUCCCUUCCCCAGAUCAGCUAGUGGCGGCGGGGAUAAAGGAAGGGGAGGGGUGUAGAGGGUGGGUAGAUGGGGGAGGGGUGGAGGCAGAUUGGGGGGGCAGAUUGGGGGGAUAUAGGGGAGGGGUGGAGGUGGAUGUAAACGAGGAUUGGAUGGAGGGUGGGGGUUGAUGUGAAGAGGGUGUAGGUGAGUGGGGAGGGCAGGGUGUUGGGGGGGGUGUGUGUGGUGGGUGGGAAGAUCAUCAUUAGGUCCUAACUUACACACUUGAAUUUUGAUUGGGCAAAGAUUAUCAUGUAGUAGUAUUGAAUUCAACCUCACCCACCUCCCUAACUCCCCAGUCCCCCCCCCAAAAAAAAAACCCACCCUCCCACGAACUACAGCUCAUCCCGACCCCCAGCAGGGGGCAAGGGCAGAAAGCACAAGGGGAUGAUGGGGGCCUGAGGCCAGUGAGUAACCCCUGCCGCCCAGUCCCCAGAGCACAAGGGCCUGGUCACUGGGUCCUGAUAUUUAUGCUCCAGCCCUGGGUCCUGUCCCCAAUCAUCUUGACCAUCCUCCCCCAACUCUCGCCAAGACUGGUGUCCUGUCGCUACGGCAGUAAACGUGACAGGUUAUGGUGAUCCAGAGAAGUUGCCUUGAGGUGGCUGCCUGAGGCAGGUUCACUUGUUUUCAAAUGGCAUCAGGCUGUAGAGAAGGGCGGGUGGUGAUGUUGUGAGGGUGGGGAAUUGGAGUGAAUCUAAUGGGGCUGUCCUACAAUGAGCUGAACUGCCUCAUUCGCUGCUCUGUGUGUUCUGUCGUGGUUCCAAGAUCUGAGCGAGAAAGAGAUUCGGCUUUAACCCAUGCUCAAAAUUCGAACGAUAAAGAAUUUGGACCAGCUUCAGGAGCUGAAAAUUUGAAACAAAAUCCAGUCUCCUGUAUUCACUGCUCACAAUGUGGUCUCUCUACAUCACAGUCUAUGAAACGCAGGCUGGGUGACUGCUUUGCAGAACAUCCAUGUUGUGUCUGUAAUAAUGACCCUGAGCUUCCAGCUGCCUGCCACUUCAACACACCACCCUGUUCCCUGGCCAACAUUUCUGUCUCAGGUUUGCUGUAGUGCUCCAUCAAAGCACAGCACAAACUGGAAGAACAACAUAUCAUUUUCUGCUUGGGGACCCUGCAGCGUUCAGGACUCAACAAUAAUUUUAGAACCUGAAAACCUCCUUCCAUGUCCUUUACCCAGCUCACAACCCUGGCCCUGUAUUGAAAUGGUCUGCUUUCAGCGCAGCCAACCCAUUUCCACCUACUCAUUGUCCCCAUUAUCAGCCUCACUUUCUCCCUGGUUUACCAUCAAACAUCCCUUUGAAUGCCUAUCAGUCUUUCUGUCUCUCUGAGCUCAAUUCCCCCCCCCCCCCCCCCCCCAUCUUCAGCAUAUAAACCACCCUUACCUAGCUACUAUCAGUUCUGAUGAAAAGUCGUUGGAUUUGAAACGUUAACUUUUUGUCUCUCCCCACAGAUGCUGCCAGACCCUUCUGAGUUUCUCCAGCAAUUUCUAGCUGUGUUUCAGUCGAGUUUCAGUUUGUUUAAAAUGGGAGCUCUUGUGUUUGACUCAUCUGUCACCAGGAACAGAGGGGUUAAAGUGUAGUCAAGUGACCAAAUGGUGACUUCACUUCUGUCACGCACUGACUGUUGGUUUAGUCUCUGUGAUUGUCUGUGAGAGAUACAGGCAGUCUUUCAGUACUCUCUCAGUGCUUUGUAAUCGACCGUUUGGACCAUCUUGACCGCACGUCUUACCAAGGGUUUCGGGUAGUUGAUGUCAUUGGCGACUGUGCAUUCCAGUUCCGAUCUCCCUCUUUGAAUGACAUCAAGCUUUUGUUCACUAAUUCAAAUUGGCAUGAGGCAAGCUUUGCUUGAGAACAAUCAGGGCAUUUGUUGACCCGAUUAACUCUCAGUUGUUUAGGAGGUAGCCACGGUAACCAAGGUAGCAGGGCAGCCGCCUGUUUGUAAAGGGGAAUCGGGACACCGGGGCUGUGUUCGGGGAGAAGGAGCUCACUUUCAGGCAAGAUGCUCUCUGGGGGUCAGAAGUUAAAAUUGUGAGCAGAGACUGAAACCAAGAUCCCACUGCCAAGUACUCGAUAUGCUUUGCCAACUAAUAACAGGCCGCAGCCGGCUUUGAGUGGCCUCCACAUCUCCAGCUACUGUGUGAAGAGGAGUCAGUGUUCAUGGACAAGAACAGAAAUUGCUGGAGAAACUCAGUAGGAUCUGGUACCUUCUGCGGAGAGAGAAAGCAGAGUUCAUGUUUUGAGUCCAGUGAGUCAAUUCCAUGUUUGAAUGACCUAAAUUUGACCUACUUGGUAACCACAAUCUAAUUUAAUGACACAAUCUUCUCCUUUGGCAAUAUUGUGGGG